Molecule: messenger RNA, 1527 nt
Organism: Aspergillus nomiae NRRL 13137
Lineage: Eukaryota; Fungi; Ascomycota; Eurotiomycetes; Eurotiales; Aspergillaceae
Product: allantoate permease family MFS transporter
Exons: 1
Coding region: 1-1527 (508 amino acids)
Biological process (GO): transmembrane transport; tripeptide transport; dipeptide transport
Cellular component (GO): plasma membrane
Molecular function (GO): dipeptide transmembrane transporter activity; allantoate transmembrane transporter activity
Source: RefSeq, a predicted model, not a curated record
AUGGCAUCGUCUACGACCCCUUCCACAGAUGAGAAACAUGUCGACAUCAAAUCGUCAGCAACUAGUCAAUCAACGAUCAAGGGCGAUGGCGCGCUUCAGCUUCUCGCGGCGGGUGGUGAAGCCGGCACUCUUGACCCCGAGGCCUCGCACCGACUAGUCCGCAAGAUCGAUCUGUACGUGAUGCCGCUGAUCUGCGUCGUAUAUUUCCUGCAAUAUCUGGAUAAAAUCGCUAUCAGUUACGCCAGUGUGACUGGUCUUCGGCAGUCAGCCAAUCUUCAUGGAAACCAGUUCAAUUGGGUCUCCAGCAUGUUUUUCUUCGGUCAAUUGGCGUUCCAAUUCCCGACGACCCGUCUUAUCCAGGCAUUUCCCCUUGCUCGAUACGUCGCCUUCAAUGUGACGGUCUGGGGCACGAUACUGGCAUGCAUGGCCGCGUGCCAUUCUUUUGCUGCAUUGAUGGUAUGCCGUACAUUGCUCGGUGCUGCCGAAGCCGCGGUGGUACCGGCUUGGGUGGUGUUCACGUCCCAAUGGUAUCGUAAGGAGGAACAGGCUUUUCGGGUCGGAUUGUGGUUCUCGAUGUGUGGCUUUGCGCAAAUGUUCGGCGGGUAUAUCGCAUACGGUGUAGCCAUUCAUAUCGGUGGCGAUCCUACCGCUUCUCUUCGCGGAUGGCAGGUAAUUUUCCUCAUCCUGGGACUGUUCACUGUCGUGAUUGGCAUCUUGUUCUUCUUCAUCCUGCCAGAUUCGCCUGUGACAGCUGGGUUUCUAUCUCCGGAGGAGAAGGCCCUACACGCAGAGCGCCUGCGAAGCAACGUCCAGGGCAUCGGCAGUAACGUGUUCAAGAAAGCCCAGGUGUAUGAAGCGCUUAAAGACCCGAACACCUGGCUGUAUUCCUUCUGGGUUUUGGGUGCCAAUGUACCGAACUCCAUCGCGACUAGUUUCGGGAACAUUCUCGUCACCGGCAUGGGCUAUUCGCAAACAAAGAGUCUCCUUCUUGUGACACCUUUAGGUGCCUAUGAGGUUGUCGCCCUCAUCGGGCUGACCUACCUCGCUAUGAAAACUGAACAGCGACUCCUCUGGUGCAUAAUCGGUCACAUCCCGUCGAUCGUGGGUGCCAUUCUCAUGGCAACAACAGACAAGGCCCCCGCCCUCGUCGGCUACUAUCUCACAGGCGGCAUUCCAAUCGGGUGGACCACUAUCCUGGGCCUCACAAGUACCAACAUCGCUGGAUCAACAAAGAAAAUCACUGUCUCAUGUAUCCAGACCAUCGCCUACACGGUCGGAAAUAUUAUUUCGCCGCAGACCUUCCAGGCGAAGGAUGCCCCGCAGUAUCUGCCUGCCAAGAUCUCCAUCGUCAUCUUGUACGUGCUUGUCACGCUGGACCUUUGCCUAAUUCGCUGGCUGUCGAUCCGGGAAAAUCGCCGCAGGGACCAAGAAAAGGAGGCGCUUGGUGAUGCGUAUGUCAUACCGGAGAAUCAUGAAUUCUUGGAUUUAACCGAUCGGGAGAAUCCGGAGUUUCGAUAUGCGAUUUGA